AUGGCCUGGGGUCUUCCAACCUGGCUCGGGGGCUCUGCCUCUAAUCCUUCGUCACCACAAUCAUCGAACCUACCCCCACGAUCCAAAGACGGUGGCUACGUGGCUCCAGACCGCACGUCUCGCGAACAAUGCUACGAGUCCCGCGAUAUUUUCUUUCAGUGUCUGGAUCGGCACGAUAUAUUGGACGCAAUCAAGGAAGAUGAGAAGGCAAGGAAGGUGUGUCCGGCAGAGGUAGCUGCUUACGAGAAGGAUUGUGCAAGAAGUUGGAUCAAAUACUUCAAAGAGAAGAGAGUUGUGGACUACAAACGAGAUCGUACGUUAGAAAAAAUGGCAAAAGAAGAUGCCGAGGCGGCUGCAAAGGCAAAAUCGGAGAGGAAAGGCAAGCCAUGGUUCGGGUGA
This is a messenger RNA of Cladophialophora psammophila CBS 110553, 399 nucleotides long. RefSeq lists its product as uncharacterized. The record is from RefSeq and is a predicted model, not a curated record. Gene Ontology annotation, cellular component: respiratory chain complex IV; mitochondrial intermembrane space; mitochondrion. The transcript has 2 exons. The coding region runs from base 1 to 399 and encodes 132 amino acids. Gene Ontology annotation, biological process: mitochondrial respiratory chain complex IV assembly. Lineage: Eukaryota; Fungi; Ascomycota; Eurotiomycetes; Chaetothyriales; Herpotrichiellaceae.